Molecule: messenger RNA, 4005 nt
Organism: Arxiozyma heterogenica
Lineage: Eukaryota; Fungi; Ascomycota; Saccharomycetes; Saccharomycetales; Saccharomycetaceae
Gene: IKI3
Product: Elongator subunit IKI3
Exons: 1
Coding region: 1-4005 (1334 amino acids)
Biological process (GO): tRNA wobble base 5-methoxycarbonylmethyl-2-thiouridinylation
Cellular component (GO): elongator holoenzyme complex; cytosol
Molecular function (GO): tRNA binding
Source: RefSeq, a predicted model, not a curated record
AUGAAGAAUCUCAUAGUUUUAAAUAAAGGUCGUUUAAAACCAACCGUUACAAGUAAUGACGAAUUGGCCAAUGACGGAGUCGAAUUUCAUCUAUUAGAUAGCGUCUUCGACACUUUAACUGAUAGCAUAACUAGUGUCUUAGGUGCCUUGGACGUGGGAAUGAUUGAAGUCCAACAAUAUAUGAAAGAUGGGACAAGAAAUAUUUUAGCCUCAUUUAAUAUCGAAACAUUCGAUGACCAAUUGUUAUCAUUUAUUCAUUUCGCUGAAUUGAAUCAAUUAAUAUUCGUCUUUAAACAUGGUGAUAUCAUCUCUGCUACAUAUGAUCCAACAACCUUUGACCCAUUAAACACUGUAGUGGAAAUUGUCGGGACUAUAGAUAAUGGCAUUGAAGCAGCUAAAUGGUCUCCUGAUGAAGAGACUUUAGCUUUAAUUAUAAAAGACCGCAAAGUGGUUCUACUGAGUAAAAUAUUUGAACCAAUCGCUGAAUACCAAUUAGAAAUAGACGAUUUAAGGAAAUCCAAACAUGUCACUGUGGGAUGGGGUAAGAAGGAGACCCAAUUUAGAGGUAAAGGAUCUCGUGCCAUGGAAAGAGAAGCAUUAGCUAGUUUGAAAGCAUCUGGAUUAGUUGGUAAUGAAUUAAGAGACCCAACUAUGCCAUAUAUGGUGGAUACAGGUAAGUUAACUGAAAUGGAUACACACGAAGUGACAAUUUCUUGGAGAGGUGAUUGCGAAUAUUUUGUCACAUCUACAAUUGAGAACGCUGAAGUGCCAGAUGAACCCGGUAACAUUGUUCCUAGAAGAGUUUUAAGAGUGUUUUCUAGGGAUGGUCAGUUAGAUAGUGCUUCUGAACCUGUAGAUGGUAUGGAACAUUUAUUGAGUUGGAAACCACAAGGUUCUCAAAUCGCCUCCGUCCAACGUAAUACUGAUAAGGGAGAAGAAAAUUCCUUAGAUAUAAUAUUCUUUGAAAGAAACGGGUUACGACACUAUGAGUUCGAUUCAAGACUACCCUUGGAUGAAAAGAUUGUUAGUUUAUGUUGGAACAGUAAUUCAGAGAUUUUAACUAUUGUAUUAACCGAUUCUAUUCAAUUAUGGACUACCAAAAACUACCAUUGGUAUUUAAAGCAAGAAAUAUGUUCGCCUAAUAUCCAAUACGCUAAAUGGCAUCCUGAAAAAGAAUUCACUUUAAUGUACGCUAACGAAGAUCAUAUUAAUAUCGUUGAUUUAACAUUUAAAAUGACGCACGGUCCAACUUUAAAACCGUUUGAUUACGGUACUUCUUUAGUAAUUGAUGGGAAUAUAGUUAACAUUACUCCACUAUCUAUGGCUAAUGUGCCACCUCCCGCUUAUUUUAGAGAUUUCAGUAUCUCAGAUAAUGUUAUAGACGUUUCAACAAGUUUGUCUAAUGAGAUAUAUGCAGCUAUUACAAAGAAUGAUCUUGUACUAGCAUCAAUUUCCCAUAUUGAUGAGAUGAAAAAGGGGAAGCAUCCACAAGUAAUUAAGUAUUUUCCUAAAUCAGUUUUUGCCACAGAGUUAGAUACUCUUCGUCAAAUCGCCUUUAUUAAUGAUAAUAUAGUAGGUAUUUUGUUGGACUCUGAAAAUCUUUCCCGUAUCGCUCUUAUUGACGUUCACGAUAUCACACAGCCAUCUCUUCUAAAUGUCGUGGAAGUCUUUGAUAAGAUUAUCUUGUUAAAAUCAACUUUUGAUUAUAAUUAUUUAGCAUAUCAAACUAGAGACGGUACAAUUUGUCAACUAGAUUCUGAAGGCCAAGUAAACCAGGUCACACAAUUUCCCGAAUUAGUACGCGAUUUUAGAGUGAAAAGGGUUCAUAACACUACUAAUGAGGUAGAUAGUCAAUGGCAACAUGAUAAUUCGGAGUUAGUGGCAUUUGGUGUUACAUCAGGCGGUAAGUUAUACGCCAAUCAAGUUCUUUUGAUAUCUGCUGUCACAUCUAUAGAAAUUACUGACGAUUUAUUAUUAUUUGUCACUGCCCAGCAUUACUUACAAUUUGUGCAUUUGAAUUCCACCAAAUUCAAGACUCUUCCUAUUAUUGAACCAGAUGUUGAAGAUGAAAGAGUUCGUGCAGUUGAAAGAGGAUCCAUAUUAGUUUCUGCUAUGCCAUCUAAGGCUGCAGUUGUAUUACAAGCUCCCCGUGGUAACUUAGAAACUAUUUAUCCAAGAAUUAUGGUUCUAUCUGAAGUUCGUAAGAAUAUCUUAUUAAAAAAUUACAGAGAAGCCUUCUUAAAGUGUCGUACACAUCGUAUUAAUUUAGAUUUACUAUAUGAUUAUGCACCUGACUUGUUUAUGGAUAACCUACAGCAUUUUAUUGAUGAAAUUGCUGAUGUUGACUAUUUGAAUUUAUUUGUGUCAUGUCUUAUUGAAGAUGAUGUUACACAAACCAAAUAUAAAGAAACUCUAAAUUUUGGUAUAACAGAUUCAUACGAGUAUGCUCCUGCCCCACUAACCGAGAUGCAACAAUAUUUAAAGAAGAAAUUCUUUGAUCCAACUACCUCGAAAGUCAACAAGGUAUGUAAAGCUUUAUUAGACACACUACUGACCAACCCUGGUUAUAAAAAGAAAUAUAUGCAAACCAUUAUCACUGCAUAUGCCUCUCAAAAGCCACAAGAUUUAACUUCUGCUUUACAACUAAUAAGCUCUAUAGAAGAUACAAAGGAAAAGGACAACCAAGUUACCUAUUUGUGUUUCCUACAAGAUGUUAAUUUAGUAUACCAAGUGAGUUUAUCCCUAUACGAUAUUAAAUUAGCAUUGUUAGUAGCACAAAGGUCACAAAUGGACCCACGUGAAUAUUUACCAUUUUUGCAAUCUUUACAAGAUAGUGAACCUCUCCGCCGUAAAUUCACUAUUGAUGAUUAUUUGAAGAAUUUUGAAAAAGCACUGGAACAUUUAGUUCAACUUGAAAAUGAUUCUACGGAAGUGUCUGAUGAAUUAAUUCAAUACAUGGAAACCCAUAAUCUGUAUAAGAAAGGUUUGCAACUAUAUCGCCACGAUCUACCAAAACAAAACAUAAUAUACUCUCAUUAUGCUAAAUAUUUAUCUUCAACUCAACAGUACAGUGAAGCUGGUAUUGUUUAUGAAAUGUUGAAUGAAUAUAAAUUAGCUAUGGAUUCAUAUGUUCUUGCCAAGAAGUGGCGUGAGGCUAUGACAAUUGCAAUUGAAUACUUUAAAGAUGAUGUUGAAUCUGUCGCUGAAGAAUUAGUCAAUUCACUUUCAUUUGAACAUAAAUAUCUUGAUGUGGCAAAAUUACAAUUAGAUUUUUUGAAGGAUAUACGGGCUGCUAUACAGCUAUAUUGUAAAGCUUAUAGAUUUGAUACUGCAUGCAUGAUUGCUAUUAAAAACAACAGAAAGGAAUUGCUUGAAGAAGUCGUUGAUCCUGGCUUAGGCGAAGGUUUUGGUACUAUUGCUGAAUUAUUAGCAGAUUGCAGGAGUCAAGUCCAUUCACAAUUAAGAAGAUUAAGAGAAUUGCGUGCUAAGAAAGAAGAAGAUCCGUUUGCUUUUUAUGGCCAAGAAACAGAGCAAGCAGACGAUGUCUCUAUUGCACCAUCUGAAACAUCUACUAAAGAGUCCUUUUUUACUAGAUAUACUGGCAAAACAAGUGGAACAGCCAAGACUGGUGCUUCUAGACGUACAGCUAAGAAUAAGCGUCGUGAAGAACGUAAACGUGCUCGUGGUAAAAAAGGUACGAUAUAUGAGGAAGAAUAUUUAGUUCAAUCAAUAGGAAGAUUGAUUGAUAGACUAAAUCAAACAAAACCAGAUGCUAUGAUGCUGAUUGAAGGUUUGUGUAGGCGUAAUAUGAGAGAACAAGCCCACCAAAUUCAAUCUAAAUUUGUAGAAUUGAUUGAUUUGCUAAAGGAGAAUGUCAAAGAGAUUUUUACUAUUAGUGAAAAAGAUAGAGAAAGAAUCAAUGAAAAUGGUGAGGUGUAUUAUAUCCCAGAAAUUCCUGUGCCAGAAAUUGCCGAUUUCCCUUGUAAUAAGGUGGUGGAAUUUUAG